This is a messenger RNA of Strongylocentrotus purpuratus (purple sea urchin), 5972 nucleotides long. Its product is annotated as sushi domain-containing protein 2. The coding region runs from base 365 to 3871 and encodes 1168 amino acids. NCBI's taxonomy places the organism in Eukaryota, Metazoa, Echinodermata, Echinoidea, Camarodonta, Strongylocentrotidae. The record is from RefSeq and is a predicted model, not a curated record. The transcript has 20 exons. Gene Ontology annotation, biological process: cell-matrix adhesion.
ACUUAUCAUCAUAAAAAUUGAUAAUUGUUUGCUCAAUUACCAAAGUCCGAUUUACUUGCCCUCUAACCUUCGUGGAGGCUUGUAUUAGCCCGCCAUUUUAUUUUCGUUCUCCCUCUCAGCACAUUUCCUUAUGAUCGGAGAAGAACCGAUCAAAUCGCGUCGUCUGUAUAUUAAUCAACGAUAAUUUUUAUUUUGUAGGCGCCAACGAACACUACCCCAUCGAUUACUUGUUUCGGCGUAUGGUGUUUAACACAGGGAACCUUUAUCAAGAUGUGUUGAAGCAACCAAUUGGAAUAUUUCAACCAGAGACUUUAAAUCUAUGCAUCCGUCUUUGGGAAUCUGUCUGAAAUUUUAAGCUGACAUCAUGAUUGGGGAGAGGAGAAAGAACUCAUUUUGUACUAGCCUUGUUUUAAUUUUAUGUUUAACCUGGGCUGCCGAGUCUCAAGCUGAAUUAUACCCUUAUGGCACCGGCAAUGCUGAUACUGCACUCAGCAAACAGAAUGACUUUGCACUACGCGUGACAUUGGACAGAGCCUUUCCUUUCGGUGGGAAAUACUACAGCACAUUAUAUAUAGGUGACAAUGGAAUUAUUUCUUUCGAUGAAGAAGUUUCCGAAGAGUCGGAUGAAGCCAGAAACAGAAAUUUGCCGUAUUACUACGACGUUGACGGCGACGGGCGAAUUGAGGACCCGGAUACAAUCUUUGCAUUUUGGGCCGAUGUAGAUAUUACAGGUGACGGAGGUAACGUAUAUUACCGCGUAACAACCAGCACUACAACACUCAACCAAGCGACUACAGACGUCCAAACUUACUUCCGGAGCAAUGUCGACUUUAGCGCUCAAGUCGUCAUUGUGGUCACGUGGGACGAUGUCUCGUUCUUCGAUCAAACAGGUGCCUCGGAUCCACGAAAUACAUUUCAGGCGGUCCUUAUUCACGACGGGCAGGAAUCUUUCGUCCUGCUUAACUAUGGAUCUAUCACUUGGGUCGUUGGGACAAGGAUGGAUGGAGAUCCCAAUACUGGUCUCUACACUGAUACACAAAUUGGCAUUGCAAUCGUUGGUUUUCUAAUGGGUGACGGUACGAUUGUAAAAAACUUCGCCUACGAACAAGAUACACUGCGGUCAUUGAGCGCAGACAGCAACGUCGAAGUUGAAGGAGUGUAUGCCUACAAGGUUGACGGUAAUUCGGUUAUUGAUCCGGUCUGCAAUGCUGCACCUGGAGCAGAGUUGUCCAUCACACCAGCCCGGUGUGGAAUGAUGGGAGGCGAGAAAAUCUACCUCUACGGACCAUGCUGGGCGGUGGAGAAAGUUCAGACCUGUGUCUUCUCUUAUGGCGGAGAGAUCAUUCAGCAAGUCAACGCUACAGUCAUCAACACCAAUGAAGCCUACUGUGUCCCAGAUCCUUUCUUUCUCGUUGGUGAAGUCACCGUCACGGUGUUAGAGGCAGGCGAUGAGCUCGCAAACUCGCCCUCAACAAUCUACUCCGUCAUUGAAAGUGGGAGAGUCACUCCAACUGUCACUAGGCAAAACUCUGGUACUUCCUCGUGGGACAAAGCCGGAAACUCCCUACAAAUCACUUGGGACGUAGAUCAAGAAAGCUUUGGCCCCUCCGACAGCGCUCUCUCGAUAACUGUUCUAGCAUACCGCGAGGACAACCCUGGGCCUCGGUGGGUAAACGUAUACAUGAUAACAAACGCCACUGCAGAUGAUGGCUCGUUUACGUUCAUUCCGACGGCACAGGUGGACGUGACAGAGGCGAAUGCAUUCGGUGUCAUUCGAAUUACCGGAAUGGAUAACGGUCGUCAACGUGUUCUCUGGAGUGACAUACACCCUCUUGGCUACCUUUUGGAACAGUCUUACCAGGACGAUUCUGUCCAGUGGGCCACGGAGAAAUGCAAUGAGUGGAUUACAGCAGACAUCGCCAAGGGCGCCUUUCUUAGUAACCUACCGGCUUGCCCGUGCACCCUUGACCAGGCUGAGCAGGACGUCGGGAACUUCAUCACUGAUCCAUCAUGCUACCCAGAAGGCGGAGUAGACACUUGCGCCGAGAACGAAGGAGCCAUACACUGCCUCCUCAGCGCUUAUGCAAGCCCUAACACUAUGUCUGGAACCAAAUGCUGCUACGAUGCCAACCGUCUCCUGAUGAACACCGGGGAUACCAGGUAUGCCGGUAUGGCCGGUCGGUCCCAUAUUCGCGGUUCCAGUCCCUACAUGGCGAGGAACCUAAUCCCAGAACUGUCCCAUUGGUCUAAUGACGUCAUCGCCAAACACUUUUGUUGUGAUUGGGCCGAGGACAAGGAAUGCUUUGACUACAUCACAUUGAGACCUACCACCGAUUGCGCCGCUUACGAACCCCCGAACAAUGCAUUAUCGUUUGGAGAUCCCCACUUCAUCACGAUGGAUAGGUACAACUAUACAUUCAAUGGUUUAGGCGAGUUCACCCUUCUCCGUUACGCUACAAGUGGGACUGAGACCGGUGCUUCUGACUUUGAGCUUCAAGCAAGGCAGAUAAAGACUAUGGAUAGUAAUGGUCAACAGGUGGACGUUACACAGCUGUCGUCGGUAGCAAUGAAGGACAGCGGCUCGGACAGUAUCUUCGUUGAGGCGAGCGCAACCAGCGGAAUGGACGUCUACAGGAGGAGCAUGGAUGAAAACGACGAAUGGCAAUCGGUGUACUUCUCACAGCAGACCUUCACCGAUUUACAAGGAUGUGCCGUGGGUGUCACGAGCUUUGAGAACGAAGUCGAAAUCCACGGUGUGGUCGUCAUGUUUAAAGAAACCAGCAUUGGUGUUCACGUAACCUAUGGCUAUGGAAUGCUUGCUGUACGACCGAUCCUUCCGUCAACGUUAAAUAGCGAUCAUCUGUCUGGGUUGCUAGGCAACAUGGAUGGUGACCCUAGCAACGACCUGAUGAGUAGAAACAAUAACAACCCUCUUGAUGACCCGACCGAUGAAGAGAUAUUCCAGUUCGGUCAAACAUGGGAGAUCGAAACUGAAUACAGCCUUUUCCGUUAUGUGUCUGGCCGCACCCACGUCGAUUACCACAACUCGACCUUCGUACCCCUUAUGAACGUCAACCUCCCGACACUUUACCCAGCCUGUAACGAGGUCAGCCAGUGUCUGUUCGACUACGAGGUGUCUAACGAUGACACAGACCUUGCCAUGGCUACGCUGGGUGCCUUCGAAGCCUUCGAGAGCAGCUCUGAAAAUAUUAGGAAAAUCGACGCAUGUCCAAAUCAAAUUACACCCUAUAAUGGUACGAAGACGUACUCUUCAGAUGCGAAUAGAUACUUCGAGGACGCCGAGGUCUCAUUCACCUGUGACGAGGGUUUGAUUAUGGUCGGGUCAUCCUACAAGCGAUGUGCGUACAGCGCAGAGGAGGGAAGCUUGAUGUGGACCGGAUCAACAGGCGAUAACGCAUGCAUUGAAUCUUCAUGCGGCUUCCUGGACACACCAUCCAAUGGCUCGAUCUCUCUCAGCGAAGAUGGCCUAACAGCGACAUUUGAAUGCCAGGAAGGGUUUACCAUGAGCGGCGGAAGUGAAUCGUUAUGCCAAAACGCGGUAUGGAGCAACGGCGCCCCGACUUGCACCGACAACGAUCUCAUCUCCGGCGACAAUAACGCCGUCGUCAUCGCCCUCAGUGUGGUCUUUUCCAUUAUCUUUAUCGUACUCCUCGUCGUCGGCAUCUUCGUGUUCAUGCGAUAUUGGCAAUCGGGCACGUUCAAUACCGACAAACAAGAGCCUAAGAUUUCCACCAAGGGAGCGGAGGUCAACUGGGGAAUGGAGGAUGACACCGGCAAUCUCGAGCAUGUCUAUACUGCAGACGUGCCAUCGAAAACACCCCAGCCAUCGAGCGAAACACCCUAUUUAUAGUUUUUAUUAUGAAGACCCCCCUUUUCCAACGAAGAUACACGUACUCUCCUUUUGAGCAACUGGGUGCACUUAACUUGCUAAGGACACUGUAAUAGAUAUUCAAAUGUUUUUAUAGUCAAAUUAUUUCUCUGUGAAAGAAAUGUCCGAUGACCGUUGCACACGAGGCAUCAUUUUCCUGACGUAGGAGUGCGUCAAAGACUGACGCAAUCUUGCGCUAUUUGAGAGUGUCAAAAUUCAAGAUUUAUUUUUAAAAAAGAAACUUUUCACACACUUCGUUGAAUCACGAGCGUAAGGGUUGAUUUUUUUUUCUUGCGGAGGUAUGUCGCCUCGCGUGCAACGAUUAUAAAUAAUACAUACCGGAUAAGUGACGUCUAGGCAGCAAAUGUAUUCACCGAAGCUCUCAUCCUGUUUUUGUUUUGAACAGUGCGCACUCGUAAUUAUCAAAUCAUAACAAGAACAAGAACUAAUGCAAAACUAGUCGAAAAUCGUGAAGAAAUAAUUCUGAUUGAAGUAAUGUCACAACUUGGGGAAGUUUGUAACUUUGAAUCUUGAAAAUGCAUUCUGGAACUUGCGUUAUCGUGAGUUCGUUCGGCUUUGUACAGACGAUUGGCAUUAACAAUGGUGUAAAAAUGAGUGCCCACGAUGACUAUGUAGUCACUCUCGAAAUGAGUGUCUGGCUCGCAAAAGCCCAAGGGAAGAAAUCUAAAUUUAAAAAAUGGUAUUCAAUUUCACUCGAAGAUUAUCUACCAAAGUUCAUCAGGUACUCGGGUAUGAUUCGGAAAAUAUUACGAACACUUUCAGUGUAUUUUCAAAGAAAAAAACAGAACGUUUUGUAUAUUUAAUAAAUGAAAUCGUUUAUAAUUCAGGUUUGCCACGUAUGACUUAUAAAAUGCAAUGUUUGUUAUAGUUAUUUUGAUAUGUAUCAUUAAUUUUAUAAGUUCGAUUGUUUUGUUAAUGCAUCAGUAUUGCCUUGAUUAUCAGAAGAAAACAAAAUAUCAAUAGAUAGGAGACGUUAAAAAGGAGUUAUACAUAUUUACAUAAACAUUCCAGUUUUACCAAAGAUUUUUCCAAAUAGGUUUAGGCCAUUAGUGUUGUGCCUUAGAACGUGCUAUAUAUUCUAACCUUCUUUCAUGUAUCAGUAAUGGCCAGUUUCUUCUUUCACUUUUCUUCAGUAUCAGUAGUCCUAUUACCUGAAAAUAAGACGCUUUUGUAGAAGUGCUUUUCAUCAUUUCUCAAGGAUGUCUUUUUAAUCGCAGGUUUUGAGGAAAGUAGUUGUUAUUGCUUGUCAUUAAUUUAAAGAAGUAGUCCAUUGCAAUAUCUCUCUUCAGCCAUGAAUGGAAUAGGGAAGAUUAGUUUGCAUUUAAGAAAAAUCUUAAAAGUGUAACCGUAAUGGUCAUAGUAUAUUCUGCAUGUUCUGUUCACUCCAAGGGUAUCUUGAUUAUGUGGCUCAAGAAACGUUAGAUAUGAUACGUCAGUCAUACCACUACGUCUAUAGACCGACUCCAAAACCGACCAAAUUUUGGCCAUUCGAGAUAAGAUGUAACUUUUGGUCGGUCUGUUGUUGGUGUGGAUUAAAUUAUCAAUGUAUCUAGAGAGAUUUGACAUUUAGUAUGUAUAUUUGCAGUCACUUUUCACAUGUGAUGAUUUCACCUGAUUUUUUGCAACUAUUUGAAGAAAUAGAUGAUAGGCAAGCUGCAUUCUAUUUCCUUUCCAAGCUCAUAUUUUCUUAUAUAAUAUAUACUGAAACAUAAUAUACUUGUAUAUACUUACAUUUUCCUACAUUCGUAUUUCAGCUAAUUAAUUAAUCAGAUUUAAGUAUUGCAAAAUUACAGCCUUUGUACAUGUAAGUAGGUAGCUCCCAAGGGUAUGAGUCUACUGCUAUAGUGUAGAAUUAAAACAUUUGAAGCAGUUACGCUAUGAUUUGUUUUGAAAAAGAGAUAUAUUUCUUUAAAUAUUAUCUGUAGAUAGAUUAGCAAAAGAGUAUACAAAAUAAUCACACCGUAUCACGACCCUUGCCAUGAAUAAUGUCAAUCACAUGUUAUACUGAUUUGGAAAAGCACUAAUAAAUUUGAUGGAUUUUUCUAUUGAAAACAAGAAAUAC